AAAAUGGCAAACCACCGUACAUUUCUUCAAGUCCGGUUAAUAGUUCUUCUAAGUUUCUUAGCCGGAAUUCACGCCGAGGAGUUCGCCGGUAGAUUUCUACAGAAAGCUUUGCAGUUCUCUAGGCAAGAUAACGUCAUCGUAUCUCCAUUUUCUGUUCGAGAAGCCUUAGCUCAGGUCUAUGUCGGAGUGAAAGGCAACGCCGCUGAUGAACUUCAUCGUGAGCUACACUUGACUGGACAUUCAAAGCGCGAAGCAGUCGAAGAAUUUCGUAGAUUUCACGAAAUAUCGUCACCAGGCGGUGGAGCCACUUUGAAAAUAGCGAACCGUAUAUUUGUGGCACACAGGUUUCCCUUGUUGCCAAAAUACAAGGAUCUUGUGAGGAAAUCAUUUCGAACAAGAACCGAAAAUAUUAAUUUUGAGAAAAAGGAGCUGGCCGCAUCAAGAAUAAAUAAAUGGAUAUCAAGACGAACUGAAAACUUCAUCAAGGAUAUUGUCCAAGCUGAGAGUUUGGACGAUGAUUUAAAAUUAAUGGUUAUUAAUGCCAUUUAUUUUCAUGGGAAAUGGAAAACACCAUUCAAUCCUGAAAACACUCGAAAAAAUAAUUUUUUCAUACCAGGAGAAGGUGCUGUUAAAGUGGAUAUGAUGCAUAGCCAUUUAAAUUUGCUCCAUGGACGAAUAGAUGCUUUAGAUGCUAAUGCUGUGGAGCUCCCCUACAUUAACUCUAAUAUCUCCAUGAUGGUAAUAUUACCCAAUAGACUCAAUGGCCUACCAGAAGUGGAGAAGCUUCUGCAUGAAGUUAACCUAAUAACGCUUACAUAUGGAUUUAGGAAAUGGAAUAUAGAUUUGGCUUUGCCAAAAUUCAAGUUUGAAUUUGAGCUAAAUCUGAAUCAACCUUUAAAAGAUAUGGGAAUCCGGGAAAUAUUUCGAGAUCCCGAUUUUAGUGAUUUGACAAAUUCUGAGGAAAAUUUGCUUGUUUCUAAAGUGAUUCAAAAAGCAGUAAUUGAAGUGAAUGAAGAGGGAUCUAAAGCAGCGGCAGUUACUGUUGUCGAGAUUGCUGCAUUGUCGGCUUGGCGACCAUCAUUUAUUGUUAAUCGUCCAUUCAUUUUCGUAAUAAAAGAUCAGCAAAGAGUUUACUUUGUCGGUCGAGUCAGUAGAUUGAAUUAAUAUGGAAUGAUUCGCUCUGUGGCCCACCUAGAGGCGAUUACUAUUCCCUAGUAGAUAUACACACUUUAUACUUAAUAAAAAUAAGGUGAUGGUGUUAUGUAAAUAAAAGUAAUUAAAUGAGUCGUAUAAAUAUUUAGUCAAAAUUAA
This is a messenger RNA of Scaptodrosophila lebanonensis, 1311 nucleotides long. RefSeq names its product serine protease inhibitor 42Dd-like. Gene Ontology annotation, molecular function: serine-type endopeptidase inhibitor activity. The transcript has 2 exons. Bases 4 to 1164 code for a protein of 386 amino acids. NCBI's taxonomy places the organism in Eukaryota, Metazoa, Arthropoda, Insecta, Diptera, Drosophilidae. The record is from RefSeq and is a predicted model, not a curated record.